AGAGAGAGAGAGAUGUUCUUGUUGUACUAAAAUUUCAGUAUUUUUGGGUUGAUGUUCAUUUCUAAAUGGUUCACUGUUGGGUAUAUGAGGGAAUGAAUGCUUUGAAUGCUGGGUAUUUAAGAGAAUGAAUGUCUGAUUGUUGGAUUUGUAGCGGAAUGACUUUUUCAUUGUUGGAUAUGUUAGGAAAUAGAGUUUUCAUAUUGAGUAUAUGAGAGAAUAGAUUUCUGUUGUUAGGCAUUUGAGAGUAUGGGUGCUUCCAUUGUUGGGUUGUUAAAUAGAUACCACAUCAUCUUCUUCAUAGUUUGGAAUGAAUUUUUACUUUCCUGAGUGAUUUUGUUGAUUAAAAUCUACAAUUUACCCUAUGAUGUUUACAGUGACUGAGAAAGUUCUUUCUCCCCGGGGUUGCCCCUGGUGAAAACAUAGAUGUUCAACUUCUUGACACAUAGGAGCAAUAAGAUUGUGACACAUUUUGCUUCCGGGGUUGUCUUUGCUUUAGUCUCAUUGUUAUAAUGUUCAUCUAUUUAGAUACAUAUGCUCUUCAUCAAGCUCAAAGCUCUUUUUUUUUUGUUAAUAUAAUGACAUAGACAAUAUAUUGAAAGAUUAAUAUUGCUGGUUUAUUUUUAGAAAUAUUUGCUUUGAUUAAAUUUCAUUUGUGUCAGUAGUUUCUUUGUUUAAUAUGAAUGACCAUGGAUUUUUUUUUUUGAAUAUGUUGACUGUAUUGAACAGAAUGUGAGUACAGAAUGUGAGAGGAGAGGGGAGCAGGAUACUCACAGACGGGUUCCGCCCAAAAACUAAGCAACCCACAAACUUGUGUUUUUCACUCUGGUGCCCUGAUGGUACCUCUUUGCAAAUACAUCUUGUGCUUUUCACUCUGAAUUCUAGCUAUGUCAUUCUCUCUACACGCCAGAGGUCUCUCUCUCUCUCUCUCUACACACGCCAGAGCUCUAGACUCUUAUAGAAACAGGUGAAGAAUCCAGCCGUCAUUAAUGGUCGCCCUGAGAUGUAUCAUCGUCAUGUCCAAUGAUCCUUCGCCUUGCCCGCCUCAAACCAUGCAUUUCUCCUCCCUCUCGCCCAAACUCCUCUCUCUCUCAUCCCAACCGUGCUUUCUUUCACUCCAGCCACCCUCUCUCUUGUCGCAGCCAUUGGCCCAAUGGCGAGUCUCGGAGUGCCUGCAACUCCAGAGUCAUGGCUCUCAUUCGAGCCCACAAACUCGACGAAGCUCGCUGUGUCUUAGAAUCACUCUCUCUCAACAACGUUCGGACAUGGACCUCUCUCUUAACCAGUUACGCUCAAAUAGGAAGAGUUCAAGAGGCUCGACAAGUGUUCGAUGCCAUGCCAGAGAAGAACAUCAUCUCAUGGAACUCUAUGCUCACUGGCUAUGUCAAGAAUUCAAAUUUACAGAAUGCACGCAAGCUGUUUGAUGAAAUGCCUGAGAAAAAUGUGGCAUCAUGGAAUGCCAUGAUCAGUGGUUAUUGCCGAAUGGGUCUUAUGAGAGAAGCGAGAGAAUUGUUUGAGUUGAUGGGGGAAAGGAAUUUGGUUACAUGGACUUCAUUAAUUUCAGGGUAUGCAGAGGCUGAAGAUUACAUAGAAGGUUGGAUUUUGUUUCUGAGAAUGAGGAGAGAUGGGGCAGUGCUAGACCAGCCGGGUUUUGUAGUUGGAGUAACAGUGGCCUCUGGUUUGGCUCGAAUCGAUCCAGUCCAGCUUUUGCAGGGUAUGGUGACUAAGGCUGGUUUUGAUCAAGAUGUGAUAGUGUGUACCUCAAUCUUGAAUACUUAUGCAAAAUUGGGAGAAUUGGAAGCUGCAGUGUUGUUCUACAAUGGAAUGCCUAUAAAAAAUGAGUUUACCUGGGCAACAAUGAUCACAUGUUAUGCGGAGAAUGGGAAGUUAGAAUAUGCUUGUGAAAUUUAUCGAAGCACUCCUGGACAAACGGUUGGAACUCAAACUGCCAUGAUGGUGGGUUUUGCACAAAAUGGAAGAAUUUUCGAAGCAAGGGCUAUUUUUGAUGAGAUCUUGAAGCCAGAUGUGGUUGCUUGGAAUGCGAUGGUAACUGGUUAUGCUCAAAAUGGAUUGGUCGAACAGGCAGAAGAGAUGUUCAAUAAGAUGCCGAAGAGAAAUUCAGUUUCAUGGGCUUCAAUGGUAUCAGGGUACUCACAGAAUGGGCUGUAUAAGAAAGCUCUACAACUCUUCUCAGAAAUGCUUCGAACAGGCAUGGUACCAAUAAAUCCGGCUUGCACCAGCGCCAUUAACACCUGUGCCAGUAGUGGGGCAUUGCAAUUGGGGAAACAGAUACACACUCUCUCUAUCAAAAUUGGUUCUUUCUCGAAUCGCUUUCUCUCACAUGCCCUGAUUGAUAUGUAUUCUAGGUGCAAGAACAUAGAUGAUGCAGUGCAAGUGUUUAGCUUGAUGAGGGAGAAAGAUAACAUUUCAUGGAAUUCUUUGAUAUCUGGGCUAUCUCAGAACCAGAUGUUGGAAGACGCCAGGAGUGCUUUUGAAACCAUGCCAAAUCAUGAUAUCGUUUCAUGGACCACCAUGAUCUGUGCAUAUGUGCUAGCUGGGCAUGCAUGUGAAGCCCAAGAGUUGUUUACCUGUUUGUUGAGAGACGGUUUAAAACCUAACCCAUUUACUUUUUCAAGCAUUCUAACCAAUUGUGCUGGCUUAGGUGCAAUGGAGCUUGGUAAACAAAUUCAUGGCCUUGCCCUAAAACUUUGGUUUGACAAUGAUAUCUAUGUUUCUACUGCCCUAAUAAACAUGUAUUUCAAGUGUGGUAGCAUAAUUGAAGCCUUUCAGGUCUUUGACGAGGCACCUGAGCACGACCUAGCCAUGUGGAACUCUGUCUUAACUGGAUGUGGCCAACAUGCUUUAGGCAGACAGGCAGUUCGAGCCUUUGAAGAGAUGAGACUUGAAGGGGUUAAGCCUGACCAAACCACUUUUGCAGGGUUACUAUGUGCUUGUGGUCAUGUAGGCUUGAUUGAAGAAGCAUACUACUACUUUGAUUCCAUGCAUAGGGAACAUGGAAUAAUGCCUCAAGAAUGUCACUAUGCGAGCAUAGUUGGCCUUCUAGGGCAGGCAGGGCAGCUAUAUGAGGCUGAAGAGUUCAUAGAGAGCAUGCCUUUUGAGCCUGGGUCUUUGGUUUUUGGGGCUUUACUCAAGGCUUGUAGGGCUCAUGUCAAUGUUGAGCUAGGCCAGAGAAUUGCAGAGAGGCUAUUUAGCAUGGAACCCAAUACUUCUAGUUCUUAUGUGUUGUUGUUGGAUAUAUAUAAGGAUUUAGGCAUGUGGAAAGAAGUUGGGGAGAUGAAAAAGUUGAUGAAGGAUAGGGGUGUGGACGAGGAGGCUAGUUGCAGCAUGUGUUCAGGUUAAUUGUGCGCACUGGUUCUUGACAGGGUGCAAGAGGUAUGAAUCAAAGAAUGAGAUUCAUCAGGAGCUUAGAGAAUUGUAGGGGAGGUUUAUAUUAUCGAGCUUGAUGGAUUGAUUUGUUGGGGAGAUGAUUUGUCAAGAAGCUGGGGAGAUGAAAAUGUUGAUGAAGUAUAGGGGUGUGGAGGAGGCGGCUAGUUGUAGCGUGUGUUCAGGUUAAUAGUGCGCACUGGUUCUUGACAGGGUGCGAGAGGUAUGAAUCAAAGAAUGAGAUUCAUCAGGAGCUUAGAGAAUUGUAUGGGAGGUUUAUAUUAUCCUGUUAUGAGCCUGAUUGAUUGAUUUGUCACAGUAAGAUGCUUGUUGUAGCAUUUGACCUCGGGAAAACCACUUAAGGAAUGCCUGUGUAGAUGAUCAAGAAUGCUGGUUGUUUGGUUUUUGGAAGGAUUUGCUUAUUACUCUCUCUUUCUCAAAUAAACUAAGGUCAGGGUUGUAAGUGGAGAAUGGUGAGCAAACCAUAUUGACAGUCUUGUAUGGUGGGGGUUUGGCAUCCACCUUGUACCAAAAUUGCCAUAAGAUUAGGAACUUCUCGGAAUUUUGUAAUCUUGGAGGUUAGGACAAGUAGAAAUCACGAAUGGUAAUCAUUCAUUUUUUGAUGGAAUAUUGUAUAGAGAUUUCAGGCCUACAGUGAAAUUACAUUUCAACCCAUGAUGAUAUUAUGCUC
Amborella trichopoda is the source of this 4072-nucleotide messenger RNA. Its product is annotated as pentatricopeptide repeat-containing protein At1g06140, mitochondrial. Gene Ontology annotation, molecular function: RNA binding; protein binding. NCBI's taxonomy places the organism in Eukaryota, Viridiplantae, Streptophyta, Magnoliopsida, Amborellales, Amborellaceae. Gene Ontology annotation, biological process: RNA modification. The record is from RefSeq and is a predicted model, not a curated record.